CACGUCGUUCCUCUUCCUCCUCCCGCUCCUCCCUCUCUUGCCGGGUUCGACGACGGUUAAGAGCCGGGAUCGGGAUUCGAGAAGAGUGACCGAAGCCGGAGGAUCCUGAGGAGGAUUAAGUGGCAGUGAUUUAGAACCGUACCGGAAGCUCGACCUGUGGUGCCGCUCGCUCCUCAAGAUGCGCUCGAUCCCCCUUGGUCUCCUGGUCCCUGGACUCUUCCUCUUGGCGCUGGCGACCGGAAGUCACGCGGCACCUCCGAGAACAGCCUUUGAAAAACUGACGGACUAUGACUACCGCGGAACCGUGUACUACAGUGCCAGGAACCUCUCCUUGUACGAAUGUCAGGGAUGGUGCAGGGAGGAGGCGGAAUGCCAAGCUGCAGCCUUUUCCUUCGUCGUCAAUCCUCUCGCUCCGAUGCAGGACACUCUCUGCCAACUGCAGAACGAAUCGUCCUCCUCGAAUCCUGCGGCUCAGCCUCAACGAGCCGCGAACAUGUACUACAUGACGAAACUGCAACUCCGAUCGGAGAACGUGUGUCUUCGUCCAUGGGCAUUUGAGCGCAUCCCUAAUAAAAUGAUCCGAGGGCUGGACAACGCACUAAUUUACACCUCCACGAAGGAGGCUUGCUUGGCAGCCUGCUUGAACGAGCACCGAUUCACCUGUCGGUCCCUCGAGUACAAUUACGUGACCCUACAGUGUCACCUGAGUGAUUCCGAUAGGAGGACGACGGGACAGUAUGUGCAGUUUGUGGACGCACAAGGGGUGGACUAUUUCGAAAACCUAUGCUUGAAAGGAAAGGAAGCUUGCAAGUCUCAGAGGCUGUUCCAGACCCCGAGGAUCGGCGUCGCCGAUGAUAAGGUGGCGCAGUAUGCUGGUCUCCAUUAUUACAGUGAUAAGGAACUCCAGGUGCAGAGCGAAAAUGCCUGCAGGUUAGCCUGCGAGAUCGAGAACGAGUUCCUGUGCAGGUCCUUCCUCUACCGGGGUGCUCCUCAGGGCACGGCUUAUAAUUGUCACCUGUUCCACCUGGAUCAUUGGACUUUGCCUGAUGGACCCUCCACCUAUCUCAAUGCGGAGAGGCCCCUUAUCGAUAACGGCGAAAGAGUUGGCACCUACUUCGAGAACUUCUGCGAAAAAGGCAUGGGUCCCCCGGAUCAGCUCCCGAUUGACAUCCUCCCAGUGGAAGAUCCACAGAUCAAUAACUUCACCAGGCACGAAAACGUCAACUGCGACAAAACAGGAACUUGCUACGAUGUGUCCGUCGACUGCAAGGAUACUCGCAUAGCGGUCCAGGUGCGAACGAACAAGCCUUUCAAUGGAAGGAUCUACGCUUUAGGACGAUCCGAGACCUGCAACAUCGACGUCACCAACAGCGACCUCUUCAGGUUGGACCUGACCAUGAGUGGACAAGACUGCAACACUCAGAGCGUGACCGGCAUCUACUCCAACACCGUGGUCCUGCAGCAUCACUCAGUGGUGAUGACGAAAGCUGACAAGAUCUACAAGGUGAAGUGCACCUACGACAUGUCCUCGAAGAACAUCACUUUCGGCAUGAUGCCCAUCAGAGACCCAGAGAUGAUCAGCAUCACCAGCGCUCCCGAGGCUCCUCCACCAAGGAUCCGCAUCCUGGACAGCAGGACGAGAGAGGUUGAGACUGUGCGCAUUGGAGAUAAGCUGACGUUCAGGAUCGAGAUCCCCGAAGACACCCCGUAUGGAAUCUUUGCUCGAAGCUGCGUGGCGAUGGCCAAGGACUCGAAGAGCACCUUCCAGAUCAUCGAUGACGAAGGGUGUCCCGUGGAUCCAUCCAUCUUCCCCAGCUUCACUCCUGAUGGGAACGCCCUGCAGAGCGUCUACGAGGCCUUCAGGUUCACCGAGUCCUACGGUGUCAUCUUCCAGUGCAACGUCAAGUACUGUCUGGGACCUUGUGAUCCGGCUGUCUGCGAAUGGGGUCGAGAGUCCACGGAAUCCUGGGGCAAGAGGCGUCGAAGAAACGUGGUGAACUCCACGGAGGAGAAGGCUGAGGACAUGACCCUCUCCCAGGAGAUCCUCGUCCUGGACUUUGGUGACGAGAAGCAGUCGGACUUCCUGAAGAGCGACGCCAGCAUAGACUUCAACGAGUCUGACAAAACGGUGACCAUCAUCGAGCCAUGUCCAACGAGGACAUCGGUGCUGGCCCUGGCCGUGACAUGUGCCCUGUUGGUCCUGAUCUACAUCUCGACGAUCCUCUGCUACUACAUGAAGAAGUGGUUGACGCCUCGCAAGGUCAUGGCCUGAGACCCCAGCCUCCUGGAGAUUGCCGACAGGAGGCGGUCCAGGAUGCUGGACACCCAGAUACUCAGAAGAUGACGGGCGCAACAUACACUCAUUGACACACACUUCGACACACACGAGAAGAGAGGAUGUGCAGGGCCUCUGCCACCGGCAGUGGGUGCAGUCGCAUAGGGUGCAUCGGGCACCCCAUAGGCCGACCUUACACUUAUUUAAGACCACGUAGAGAACUCCUAACUGUCAUCAUCCAUCGGCUACUUUUGAUAGGGUUGCAAGGAGUCUGAUCUGGGAUCUCUUGAUAAGGGGGUCGACCGCCCCCUGCCCAGGCUGCGACGUCGACGGUUCCACUGUCCAUUGGAGGUCCCUUGGGAUUUCGGAAACUCUCCCAGUCCCUCAGGACCCUGGGAACCUCCGACGAGCCCGACUCGUUGGCGACUCGCUUGUAACCCGCAUCAAGACUAGCGCUAUUUACAGGUUCACGCUUGACUAACGUCUCUAAUGUUACAACUAGGUUUAAGAUAUCGCAUAAUCUAAGCUACACGCGUAGCAGGUAGACAUGUAUGUUGAAAAUGGCGUCGAAGAGAAGCUGUCGACUCGAGCGCUCGUAUCUUCGUGCUCCUAGAACCGAGGCGGCCGUUCCAAGAGGACGACAAAGGGACUCCAAAAUGGCCACCCCCUCGUGAAGAAC
Orussus abietinus is the source of this 2954-nucleotide messenger RNA. RefSeq lists its product as uncharacterized. The record is from RefSeq and is a predicted model, not a curated record. The transcript has 12 exons. Lineage: Eukaryota; Metazoa; Arthropoda; Insecta; Hymenoptera; Orussidae. The coding region runs from base 179 to 2272 and encodes 697 amino acids.